AUGGAGAUCAUUGUGAAUGGGACUUUUUUCUCUGAUUCGGGCUGCCCUCACCCCCGAGACAAGAUUGCUUUUAUAGGAGCGAACAACGUCAGGUUAAUGUUCGAGUUGCCUGAGGAGAUGGGUUUAAUAGCAGUGGCUGUUCGACAAACACAAGGGAAAGGUCGUGGUGGAAACGUUUGGCUCAGUCCCGUGGGCUGUGCCCUGUCCACUCUGCACAUCUCCAUCCCUCUACAUUCCAACCUAGGCCAGAGAAUUCCUUUUAUCCAGCACCUGGUGUCCUUGGCAGUGGUAGAGGCAGUCAGAUCCAUACCAGGAUAUGAGGACAUUGAUCUGCGAGUGAAGUGGCCAAAUGACAUUUACUACAGUGAUCUGAUGAAGCUCGGUGGAGUUCUGGUAAACUCAACACUCAUUGAAACAACAUUUCAUAUUCUCAUUGGCUUUGGAUUUAAUGUGAGUAACAGCAACCCCACCAUCUGCAUCAAUGACCUCAUUGCACAGUUUAACAGGGAGGAGGGGACGGAGCUGAAGCCCCUGGGUGCAGACUGCCUCAUUGCCAGGACUGUGACUGUGCUGGAGAGGCUCGUGGAGGUUUUUCAGGAGAAGGGGCCCAAUGGAGUUCUUCCCCAGUACUACAAGUACUGGGUACACAGCGGGAAGCAGGUGCGGCUGCGCGACGAGGACGGCCCGCUGGCCUGGAUUGUUGGGAUUGAUGACUAUGGAUACCUCCAGGUGCACCAGGAGGGCAAGGGCGUGGAGUCCGUGCACCCUGAUGGCAACUCCUUUGACAUGCUGAGGAACCUCAUCGUCCCCAAGCACUGACAGCCCCCAGGGAACUCUUUAGCGGUGGGUGCUCUCACCUGAACCUGCUCAAGGUGGGAAGGGUGACUGAGAGUUGGAUUUUUCAUUCUGAUUUUCUGCCUUGUCUUUGCCACGGGUAACUCCAGCAGCUGGAAGGAGGCGGUGGUCUCGUAGCUGAGGGCCUUUGUUCUUUGCAUUAACCUUAAAACACACCUCUGUUGCCGUUCUUUGUGAGGAUCAGUUCUUUGCAAGGAGUCUGAUUCCAAAUAAGGAUUAUUUGUGGUGGACAGAACUUUCUCUUCAUUUACACCCUGUGCUGGAGAGACUGAAGUGGCUCAAUAUUUCCUUUUUUUUGUUUCUGUGUGAUUUAGCACAGUGCAGGGCAAUACUCGCUUUUUUAUUUUGGUUUAUUUUUUAUUGAAUUCUGUUUUUCUGUGUUGUCUGCACUAAAACCAGCUGGAACAUCACAUAUUCCUGAAUUGCUGGGCUCACCAUUGUGCUUAAUUCCGGGUCUGAGCGAAGAUCCUUGCUGAGUUGGUUCUUCUCUUUGUAGACCUCUACAAUUUACCGGCCUGUGCUUUGAUCUCAGGCCUGCCUUAACUUUUUGGGAGAGUAUUCCAUCAGCACUUAGGAGCUGUGCUUGGUUAUCCAAGUGAUCUGCACUCUGCUCUCCUCAGUCACUUGGAUCUGAGGAAAUCAUCUCAUCUGUCCUUUAAAUCAGGGUUUUCCAAGACGUCUCAGCCCCUGGAAAUAAAACCCGCUGGAGCAGUUGUCACAGCCAGGGUUUUGUAGAAUCCCAUCUCAGGGGAUGGAACCUCUGAUUAAUUUAGAAUUUAGUGGUAAUUGCAUCAUUAUCUCAACGAAGUUAAGCGAAUAAAUAAAGGGAAUAAACCAAAUUCCCUGCUGCAGGCAGCUGCUCCAGUGAAAAAGAGAAAUCACACCGUUCCCCCGUGUCCAAAUUCUCUCCCCCAGCUGCGUUGUCACCCCCUUCCCCGAGCCAGUGUCUGGUUCUGCUGCUGAACAUUAAAGCAAGAGCUUUAACACCUGCUGACCUAAAAGCAGCUCGUUUUUGGGGCUGCCUGCACAUUUCCAGGUGGGGGGACCAGCCUGGGAAUUCUCCUGGAGCAGCCACGGGGGAGCUUGGCGGGGUUUUCUCCCAAGGAGAGUUGGCCACCACAGCUCCCCAAACUAUUCUGUGCCCACCGGGUUUGUCCCAGGUGUGAUGUGGACACCUUAAUUUCUUUUUUUUUUUUUUUUUUUACAUGGUGGAUCAGCCAGAUUGGUUUCCAGAAAGGAAACUACUGUCUGCUAGCCAGAAAUGGGGUUUUUGGGUUAAAGUUCACCUCAUAAACAAUCCAAACAAUUUAGAUUGUUUCAGCUCCAAAGCCAAGAAGUCUUAAAACAAGGAAACUUGUCUGUAAUGGUAAUUUUUGACCAAUCCCCACAUAUUAGGGUUUAAGUGGUUUGGCAGCAAGAGUAGAAAUUAAAUUGUCCCUGUUAAAUUUAGGAUUUUAUGCUCCAUCUCACAGAAGAUUUGUCCUGAUUGUCCAAACCCCGCUGGGUUUUUUUCGUUCCCCACAAUCCAAAUCACGUGAGGCUGCACACCAGCAUCUCCUAGAACUGCGCACACAACAGCUGUUAAUUGCCAUAAUUAAAAUGAUACACCGAGUUUAGCUUUUUCCCACCAGAUGCUUUCAAAAGUGCUUUGGGCUGAGAGCAUUUGGCAGCUACCUUUGAUAUCAGAAUUCGAUAUUAAUGCAUGUAGUCAAAUGAAACUCGAGUCUGGCUUAAUAAAGCUUCAAGGAAAAGAAGAAAACCAUAUAUUUGUAUCUAGAUCUAUUAAAAAUGGGUGUGCACAUGCACGCUGGCAUCUUCCUCCCUCAUUUGUUUUCUGCCUCUUCCUUCACGGGCGAACUGUGCCGCUGCAGGAAAGCAGAGCUCUGGGGCUGCUUUUCCAACCACAGAGUUUUACAGAACUUCACCUUAAACCCAGAAUUCGUAGCUAAAACUGUCUCAGCUUUAGGAUUUGCCCGUAGGAAGCACCUUUUGGGGUUUUGUUCAUGUUCCACGCAGGCUGGGAAGUGCCUGGAGGGAUUGAACAGCCAGGUCGUGCCUCAGGCUGGGGCUUGAGUGACUUCCUUAAAACUUCCCUUAAAACUUCAAGCUCCCUUCACUGGGGGCAAAAAAAGAGAUGGGGAAAAGGAUAAAACGUGGGAAUUUUGGAAGGGCAGGUUGAGUUUGUAAAGCUCCAGUGGCUGAGGAGCAGCAGCAGAGGGGUUUUUUUUUAACAGCAAAAUGCUGCAACGUUUCCUGGUCGCUGUUGGUCCUUUUGUAGCUGCUUUGGUGAUGAGCAGCUUCUGUUCUCACUGGAGUUGUCAGGCUAUUCCCAACAUUUUUUUUUGCGCUGGGAGGAAACUUGGGAGUGGGAUUUCCUUGCCACAAGGCAGAGCCGGCUGUGCCAGAGCUCGGGGGGUGCUGUGGGAACCACUUUGCCUUUUCAGCGGCCUCGCCUGGUGCCUCAGACUUCCAGCCUGGGUUUGGAGGAAGAAGAACCAAAGACAAGGAGAAUUCCCAGGGGAUAAGGAGCAGCUGGAUAAAGUCCUUGUGGAUGAGUGCUUGGAGAAGGCCCUGACUCGGUCAGGUAGAGGGGAGGCACAAGGGUCUGACUCUGCCGAACGUGGCACACCCGGAAAGCCACAACGUUUUUGCAGGAAAAUCCUUGUUUUUCUUGUUCUCGCCGUGCGACAGACAAAUGUGGUGUGGGCCGUCCCUGGAUGUGGGGACGGGGAGAUCCAGGCCCAGGAAUAACGCACUGAAAAUGUUUCAUUUCGUUCAGCUGUCUGGAUUAGUAAAACACCUCUUCCAUUGUGAGGCUGAGGUCAUAUCUUAAACUAUUUUCUUGAUGAAGUGCUUUUCAAAAAACCCAUUUAUUGCCAUGUCCGCGUUUCUGUGACUUCAUUUUUUUUCUUUUUUUUCUUUUUUUUUUUUCCUGCUGGGCUCUGGUGGAACAUUUCUCAUGGUGAAAACAUUUGUGGGGGUUGUUUAUUGAUAGGAAAACUUCUGGGCGUGUUGUGAGUCCAAGGUGGGUCGUGCCCAGGCAGCAGCAAAGCUGCUUCCAAAGGUUUGAAAAAGUAAUAAUGUACUUCACAUUUCAGAGUCCAGGCAGCACAUCCUGCUUCUAGUAAAGCUUUUAUAAGGCUUCAGAGAUUUUUUUUUUUUUAAAUAAAUAUAUCCAACAAAUCAAGGGCUAUUACCUGGAAAUAAUAUUAAAGCAUUUAAUUCUUUAUGCUGCUGCUUCGCUGUGCAAAAAAAAAUUGGUUUCUUUGCUUUCUCUGAUUCAGCUGCAUCAGCAGCCUGGAAAAAAAAGAAAAAUUUACUUUUUGCAACUCCUUUGGAGCUCUCUGUAAUCAAAAUAUCUGUCAUGGGCAAGAUUUGUGCUGUUUCCUGGGUUUGAUAAAAAACAUUUGCAUGUCUAAGUGGUGGUGGGGAUGCACUGCCUUGAUCAGACACCAAAGAAAUUAAAUCUGAGCCCAGGAAAGAGCAGAGGUCAAAAAAUGAUGGAGAAAAGAGAACCGCAGGAAAGAAUUGUCAAGUGUUGAGCAUCUCAUGAGUGAUUCUGUGUUGUUUGCAUUUUCCAAGUGUCUUCAUUUAAAAAGCAAGGUGGCAAAAAUACAGUAAAUUAAAAAAAAAAAAAAAAUCAGUGUGUGUUUUAUAGUACAUUCAUUGUCAAUCAUAGAACGUGUCACAGUUGAAAUAAAUUUUCAAAU
Hirundo rustica (Barn swallow) is the source of this 4565-nucleotide messenger RNA. RefSeq names its product holocarboxylase synthetase (gene HLCS). The transcript is spliced from 6 exons. Gene Ontology annotation, cellular component: cytoplasm. The record is from RefSeq and is a predicted model, not a curated record. Gene Ontology annotation, biological process: protein modification process. Gene Ontology annotation, molecular function: biotin--[biotin carboxyl-carrier protein] ligase activity. NCBI's taxonomy places the organism in Eukaryota, Metazoa, Chordata, Aves, Passeriformes, Hirundinidae. Bases 1 to 819 code for a protein of 272 amino acids.